UAUGUACAUUUUGGCCAUUUACAGCAGAAAGGAGCCUAUUUUCCCAAAUGUUUGUGUUUACAUUUUUGUAGGAGUACCACUUUUCUGUAUUCAUGAAGUAAUAAUAUGUCCGCAACAGAACCGAAACCUGCUUCCAGUAGGCCACCUCGACGAAAAUCAGCAGAGAAUGCUAAAAAGUCAUGGGUUAAAGGGAAGACGGAAUCUAAGCUAAAAGAAAAACAGGUUAUGCAAAUAAUGAAGAAAAAAAGCUCACAGAGGUCAAAAUCUGAAGUGAAGUUCCUCAAAGAAAAUGAUGUUAUUGUAAAAGAAUUGGAAAAGAGAGUCCUUCGAAGGAAUUUAGCCAAGUUGAAAAAACAGGAGAGAGAAGAUUCUCCCGAAGAGGUUGUAGCAAAAACUGAAGAACUUGCCAGAGCUAUGCAAUCAUCGAAGUACUGUGUUGUCUACACUGGAGCCGGUAUAAGCACAGCAGCUUCUAUACCAGAUUAUAGGGGUCCAAAUGGAGUGUGGACCUUACUUCAAAAAGGUCAAAUUGUUAAGUCAAGGUCGUUGACUGAUGCUGACCCGACAUUUACCCACAUGAGCUUAGCAAAACUGUGUCGUGAGAAAAUUGUUCAGCAUGUUGUCUCCCAGAACUGUGAUGGCUUGCAUCGUAGGAGUGGUAUUCAAAGAGAUCAACUCUCUGAACUUCAUGGAAACAUGUACAUCGAGGUUUGUCCCGAAUGCGACCAGGAACAAGAAUACAUCCGCCUUUUUGAUGUGACGGAAAGAACAUCAUUUCGAAGACACAAAACAGGGAGGCAGUGUACAAAGUGUUUGUCCCCACUGCAUGAUACCAUCGUCCAUUUUGGAGAGAAGGGGACACUGGAAUGGCCUUUGAACUGGCAAGGGGCAAUAGAAGCAGCGGACAAAGCAGACAUGAUAGUUUGCAUGGGAUCUAGUUUAAAGGUUUUGAAAAAGUACCCAUGUCUUUGGACUACAAAUCGUGGUGUGCAGAACAAAACAAAGAUUUAUAUUGUGAACCUUCAGUGGACUCCAAAAGAUUACAAAGCUGAACUAAAAAUCAAUGCAAAAUGUGAUGAUGUUAUGAAGAUUGUGAUGAAGAAGCUUAGUCUUGAGGUACAAGAAUAUAAAAGAGUAAAUGACCCCAUCUUCCAAGUUGCCACUGCCUUGCGACCCAAAGAAACAAAUACCUUCACUACUAAAGUACUCAAAAUAAAGAAGGAAGAAGCAUCAGAUUUGGAGACAGAAAACAAAGCUGGAGUAACAAAUGAUAAUCCAGGGUGGUUUGGGAAAGGGUGCAGGCGAAAAAGUGUGAUCAGAAAGAGAAGAAGAGUUGAAAGAACUGUAAAAUCAGAAAUUUAAAAUUUUAACUCUUUUUGUCCAAAUACAGUACAAAUAAUAUUUGUUAUAUAAUACUAAUAUUUAGAAACUGAUCUGCCAAAGCAUAAUAAUGAUCUAUAGAGGUUGAUCUGGUGGAGGGAAGCUAGGGAUCCCUCAAAAAAAGAGAAGAAAAGAUAAGAAAGGAGAAAGAAGGGUGCAAACAUUUCUCAAUUUUUAGCAAGGUUUUCACUCACUGCACCGUAGGACCGUUGUACGACUGUCAUACGACAAAUCCAACUCCACUCUGAGAGCGCUAGACGACGUGACGCUGUCUGCAAAUUUUUGGUGUCAAUCACAACGUCUUGUCAUUAAAAACGAUCCGUUGCGCGCGCGUCGUCAUGUUACAUUCUUCGCAGAAUCACAUCAGGAGCAGUGAAUGCCCGGCUUUACUUGCGUGAAAGCGACAAGUCUUGGGAGAGAAAUACUGGGACAGAUAUCCCUGUAUUUUUUCGGUCAUGUGAAUCGGGUAAUAGACUACCAAAAUAACUUCUGGUUUGUAAAAUUGAAGGGAGUUGGUGUGGGGAACCUCCAACAGGCCAGAAAUGUUGAUUUAAACAUCAGGUCUUUUGUGUCUGUACUCAUGAUUAACUAUGCACUCUAAAAACAAAGAUUUUAUCUCUUCAUCAUUUAAUCAGUUGCAUCAGAAACGUCUUGGGUAAUAGAAAUAAUAUAAAGUAGAUUAAAAGAAUAAAAUAGAUAGAAGUAGCUACUAGGCAAUGGAUUAUUUAUUUAGAAUCACAGUGUAAUAUUAUCAAAUACAAUAGUGUACAAUAGAGUGAAUGAAUAUGAAUAAUAGCAUACAGAUUUUGCCUCAGGUAAUUAGCAUGAUUUUUUUUUUAUCUUAAAUCUUUCAAUCUGUGGUAGCUUGGUGCAAUACACUAUACCUAUUGAAUUAUUGAAAAAUAAAACUUUUGAAAAAAAUUAAUAUUCUUAAAAUGUCUUAAAUUUUGAAUUAACGAUAAAUGUAGCUUUCUAAAUGUUUUGUAACUUUAUUAGAGACAGUUGGAUGAUUUAUGUAUCAAAUUUUAUAAAGAUUGUAAUACAGUACAGUAGUUUAACAAUCUAGAAGAUAAAGAUAAUUAAUAGAAAACAAUUAAAGAAAAAAAAAGGAAUAAAUAAUUUGAAUUUUAUAUUUCAAGUUAAAAUAUAUAGAAAGAUUGGAUGUGUUAGGAUACUUCUUCCCAAAUUUAUGUGCACGCCCAUUUCAACAUAAUUUUUAAAUUUUCAACAUUUCAACAUCAUUUUAUCAUUCCCAUCAGUUGUUAUGUCACGAAAGGGGAGGCUCAACAAUGCAGUAGAAUGUUUCAUGAUUCUUUGAUUAAGUAUGGAGAUAAGAAGACCAUAACGAUUGGCUUGGUGUUUCGUAAAAAGACAUUGUGUCAAUGUUACUGAUGAGUAAAGAAUAUUUCAGGGUUUUUUUGUGUCUAUACUGCCCCUGCUGGGGGCUGUAGACACUUAGUUAUCGUCCCGCGUGUAAGUUAAGAGUAAAUCUAUUUUGAGAGUUCAAAGUUCAAAGAGAGGAAUUAUGGGAUAUCAUUGCAUCAUAUUUAAAGAUAUAAAUUUACCACUAUAUUUUUCUCAAGGAAAUAAACUUAAACAAUUUAAUAAAUUACAGUGUUUGAAUUUCUAACUUCGUAUGUUUAAAUUAUAAGCUUUUAAUUAAAAAUAUUUUGCAAUAAUAAAUGCAUGAUAUCUAUGUACUAUUUCUUGCAAAGAUUUAUAAAUUUGUUUGUGGGUAGGUAGGAUGUUUGUAGUAUUCUAAUGAUGUGUAUUAGAAGUUAACUUACUUGAUGCUUUUAAAUACGAAUAGUAUAGAGUUUUGAAAUAUUAACAAUUCUGAUAUAGACAUUAAGUAGGUAAGUAUAAUAAACACAAAAUUAAUUGAUAUUGUUUUAAAAGUAAAAUAAAAGUUGGAAAAAUUGUCAGUAGAGUUGAAGUUAUGUAUUAUAACAAAUUAUACCCAGACAGUACAGUAUAUCUUAAACUGAUUUAUACGAUUAAUUAUAAGCAGACAGUAUUAUUCUUAUUUAAGUUCUAUUUAUAUUCAAAUUUAUUAUUACAGAAUAGUUUUUAAGGGUAUAAGAUCAAGGUGUUUCUGGAUUUUGUUUUCGAAAAUAUUAAAUUAAACGAAAAUGAA
Anneissia japonica is the source of this 3517-nucleotide messenger RNA. Its product is annotated as NAD-dependent protein deacetylase sirtuin-7-like. The record is from RefSeq and is a predicted model, not a curated record. Gene Ontology annotation, molecular function: NAD+ binding. The transcript has 10 exons. The coding region runs from base 106 to 1362 and encodes 418 amino acids. Lineage: Eukaryota; Metazoa; Echinodermata; Crinoidea; Comatulida; Comatulidae.